AUGGACCAGCGUCAGGUAAAGGCCACCUUAAAGCAUAUUUUUGAAAAGACUACGUUUUUGCUUCUUGCGAUCACAACUUCUCGUCCUAUAGGUCUCUUCUGGCACCUCACAGACAUCCAUGUGGAUAUGGACUACGAGAAGCAUUCUUGUCAGGGACUAUUGGGUGACCAAGAGUGCGACUCACCUCUAAGAUUGUGGCAGUCAGCGCUAAACGCCACUCGUCAAGUGCUCCAUACAGCCCCGGAUUUUGUUGUCUUUUCCGGAGACUCUGUCACCCACGGCAACAUUACGCAGGAUGCCUUCGAACGUACCAUGAAGAUAGUGGCUUCAGCUUUGAAGUCCGUUUUCCCAUCGGAUAGCUCUAGGCAGCAACAGAACAACUCCGUCCCGGUAAUCCUCACUGUGGGCAACCAUGACGUCUUCCCGGAUAACGAUAUGUCCGUUGAGGCGGGUGACGCGGAUCGACGUCAGUGGUGCACUCGUCUCGGUUCAAGUCCGACACUUUGGGGCGAUUGGAUUGCAAAUGCCCCUGAUGCUGAUGUGGAUAAAUUUAACGAUGGUUGUUUCUACUCCCAUCGGAUUCAAAUCGGCAAAACGGGGCAAAAGCUGCGUAUCAUCUCCCUGAAUGGCCUCCCCUACAGUCCUCGAAAUAGAAGAAGCAAUCUCAGCGACCCUGAUCCCCUUGGUCAGUUCGAAUGGCUUGAAGCACAACUUCACUCUGCUCGGCAUGAGAGCCAAAAGGUCGUGAUUGUGAUGCAUUUUCCCUUGGGGGCACCUGAGAAUUCUCCCGUGAAAUUUCGUCACCUUUACGGGGUCUACAAUCAUCGCUUGCUCAAAAUCCUCACUGAAUUCGCUGAUGUGGUCGCCUUUGGCCUUUUCGGCCACCAGCACACGGACUCAUUUCGUUUUAUUUCCUCUACUUCUGAGGAUGGAACGAAGAGGAACCCCCUCAUAUCUCUAUUCAGUACACCUUCUAUCAGUCCAAUGAAUCUUACGAAUUUGGGCGCCUUUAAUCCACGCAUCCGUGUUUUUAACUACUCAGUUACACCAACAUCUCUCCAACUACAUGACUUCCACCAAUUUUACCUUAACCUCUCCAGCAUUACUUCCGUCGCGGAGGCCCCAUGGAGUCUUGAAUAUAGUGCCACCAAAGCCUACAACAUUUCCGAUUUAUCAGCUCGAAGCUUGGAGGCCUUAAUGUCACGUCUAGAAAUUAAUCAAACUCUGUGGUGCGCCUACUGGGACCACGAAUUGGGAGGCCUUAAUCAUUCCUCUGGCCCGUGUCCGGAACUUCGCUCGUCUAGACACUGUCGACAUCUAUGCACGAUGCGAAACCUGCACUAUACUGCCCUGGAUAACUGUCUUCGUGGCUGUGGUGAUGCUUCGUCCCUCGUCUCUGCACGCCCGGGUGCAGAUCAAGCGGAUAGCUGGAACGCAUUGCCUGUAGUGGCAUUGGUAAUUGUUGCCUUCCUCGCUAUCCUCUUCGGAGUCGUUUUGUUGGCAAACCGAGAGAUAUGUCGGAGGAGUGGAAGAAGGGGCGAUCGAAGGGGACGUAGGCGAAGGGAGAGGGGGGGAGGACAUACACGGGGAGGUUAUCUCAUCACUUACCACCAUGCAGCACCGAAUGUCGGGAUAUCUGGCGCGAGGAGGUCUGCAGGCGAGGUGGAUUUAGAGGAAGAGAAAGCGUUGAAUGCUGAUGUAGAAGAUGGAGCUUACGACGCAGAUGCUAGUGGUGAUGAAGAGGAGGAUGUGAGGUUAAUGGAUGAUCUCGUCAAGCUUUCAACUUCUGGAAGGAGUGGAGAAGGAGGUGGAGAGACGUACUUCUCGGUUUACAGCUCUCUGGAACGUCUGUGUCAGAAUCAGCAUGAUCAAUUCGAUGUCGGCAUGGAGGGUGAUCGACCUGGUGCAAACAGUGGUCCACUUUGA
Messenger RNA from Hydatigera taeniaeformis, 1926 nucleotides. NCBI's taxonomy places the organism in Eukaryota, Metazoa, Platyhelminthes, Cestoda, Cyclophyllidea, Taeniidae. The record is from the annotation of a GenBank genome assembly.